GAAGGCGCGCAGUCAAUCUGAUUGGUCAUAAAUCAAUUAUUGUUGUCAGAGCUUGAUUAAUUAUAACCAAUGAACAUUGAUCAAGUCCUCUAUGUGCAGCAGCAAAGUUAACUGGCAGAAAAAAAUAUUUAAUGGAGAUAGCGGAGAGUAGCUUUAGUCAGUGGCUUCAGGCAAGCGGAAGGAAAUGCUUUUAAUACCAAUAACGUCUCAGGACUGGAGUCGAUGGGAAUUAACUGCCAAAGUUUUCCGGCUACACACGUGACUGAGCCAAAAACGAAUGGCGAUGGGGAACGCCUGUGAUUAAAGAUUAAAAAAAACUGCCCUGACAGUCACGCAGCAAUUUUGCAAUUGGCUCAGCGUGACGGGAAGUGAAUUGGAUUUAUUUGAGAUUUCGGGAGUUUGCGAUUGUGUCUAGAUGUACAACUGGAACGUGGACGUGAAUUUACCCUACUGCGUGCCGGUGGAACACAAUGACAACGAUGACAGCCAUGAUUGGAGGCCAUUUCUGUGCAAUCUUCAUGCUGAUAGCGGGAAUAGACCUCGUUUUGAGCGACGUGCACGAGUAUCGUUUGGUACGAGAUUUGCUUAAGAAUUACGAGAAGCGGAUUAUGCCAUCACAGAAUAGUUCCAAACCCUUAAAUGUGAAGUUCGGUGUGGCACUGGCCCAAAUAAUAGAUGUGGACGAGAAGAACCAAAUUAUAACCACGAAUUGUUGGCUGAAUUUGGGAUGGCUUGAUUACAUGCUGAAGUGGGAUCCGAAGAAAUACAACAACAUCGACGUAGUCAGGAUACCCUACUACGACGUAUGGAAACCCGAUAUAUUACUGUACAAUAAUGCAGACGUUGGGUCAUCUUUAUCGUCGGUCAGUACAAAUGUCAUCGUCACACCGGAUGGCAAUGUCACGUGGUUGUCCAUGUGGAUAUUUAAGAGUUCUUGUUCGAUGGAUGUGCGAUAUUUCCCUUUUGACGUCCAGAAUUGCAGUAUGGAGUUCGCUUCUUGGACAUUUGACAAUAUGAAACUUAAAAUGGUGAAAAUGGGUGAGAACGGGGAUCUAACAAAUUAUAUACCUAGUUCAGAGUGGGAGCUGAUAACAUUUAGUUACAACCUGCACCCAGUGAACUUCUCGUGCUGCCCCGUUCCGUAUGACUUUAUGAAGUACUAUAUCGUGCUGAAGAGACGGCCAUUGUUUUACCUGUUUAACAUGGUAAUGCCGUGUAUACUCAUCACGCUGGUGGCUCUCCUGGGCUUCUACAUGCCCUCGGACUCGGGGGAGAAAAUAUCUAUGGGGAUUACCACGCUGCUGUCCAUGACAGUCUUCUUGAUGAUCGUGGCCGAACGACUGCCUCCUGUGUCAGACGUGGUACCCCUCAUAGGUUUGUAUUACGGCAUUACCAUCGCCAUCGUAUCCUUCGCCACCGCCAUGAAUGUUUUCACGCUGAACAUCCAUCACAAGGGUUCCCGAGGGUUUGAAGUUCCCAUGUUACUCAAGAAAGUUUGUUUUGGCGUCUUUGCGCGGAUACUGUUUAUCAAAUUGGACCUGCCGGAGCCGCCGCCAGAGCCAGGAAUGGAAAAGGUCCCACAAGGAGAAUACUACAAGUUCGACAAAUUUGAAACAGAGGUUCCUUCUGAAAACGGUGGUGUGUCCCCACGAUUCACCAGACGUUUGAAUGUAGCAAACAGCGAAUAUUGUGAACGUCAGUUUGUGCGGGUGUUGCAAAAAGUGAAUUGGACAAUUGAACGGAACGAAAUGCGUUUAGCGGACCAAGAUCGAAAAGAUUUCAUAAAACUUGAGUGGCAGCAGGUGGCGCUGGUGAUAGAUCGGACAUUACUGGUCUGUUUCCUUAUCCUCCUGUUCGCUGUGACGCUUUCAAUCUUGGUCCCUCCUGACGACAACCUCGGGGAUAUUAAAGGUCACUGAGUGCAUACACUAUGACAAUGCAUAGAUAAAUAUAUAAUUUUCCAAUAUGAAUUUAUUUCCAUCAAAUUUAUUCUUUGAUUAAAUAUAGAAUGUAUAACUUUUUUCUAAAUAAGAAAAAUAUUAUGUCGAAUGUUGAAAAUUACACGUGAUUGCGUGCUAUCCGGGAUGCUGAUUCCUCAUGAUGUCAGUACAUGUAUCGGCCUAGUCCACUAGCAUAGAAGUGCAGUAACAUAAGAAUGAAUAUUCAUGAGGAGAACAUUAAGGUCACUGGCGCCGUACUCUCUCUACCAAAAGGCACGCGCUGUCACCUUUCCAUCCAGUAUAUAUGAACAUGAUGGAACCGUGUUUUACUUAUUCUAUACAUGAGAAUCAUAUGUCAUUUUCGGAAAUGUUUUGAAACCUUCUAUAACCGUCUUGGUAAAAUAGUAAAUUAGAUUAUCUAUGAGCCAAUGCUUCACAUAUUGUAGUUAUAUAGAUGUUUGUAUAAACUGGUAAAAUACUGUAUAAUAUCCGAUGUCAUCACGAUUUAGUCACUUUAAUUAUAGCGAUACCAUCAAUAUCACUGGUACUAUACUGACGUCUAUGCGAAUACCAAACAACGCCGUUCCUGAUUGAUGAACAUCACAUCACAUUUGUCAGUAUUUGCUAUACAAUGAUAUAUGAGAAGAACAGCAUUCACACACCAACACAAUUGUUCUGCAAACGGUUUCUGUCCUAUCAACAGCGAUCCAGGUGUUCUGCAAACGGUUUCUGUCCUGUCAACAGCGACCCAUGUGUUCUCCAAACGGUUUCUGUCCUGUCAACAGCGACCCAUGUGUUCUCCAAACGGUUUCUGUCCUGUCAACAGCGACCCAUGUGUUCUCCAAACGGUUUCUGUCCUGUCAACAGCGACCCAUGUGUUCUCCAAACGGUUUCUGUCCUGUCUUAACAGUGACUAAGAUGUUCUCCAAACGGUUUCUGUCCUGUCUUAACAGUGACUAAGAUGUUCUCCAAACGGGUUAUGUCGUGUUAUAACAGUCCUACCGGACAGUUCCCAUCAUAAUAUUAAUCUUGAAACUUUCUAUGCCAACUAAAUAAGGAUUUGAGCUUGAGUCCGAGUUUGAGAAGGAUGCUGAAGACGGUUUUAUUGAAAAGUCACAUGACGUGACCAACAAUUUUAACACAGCUUGUCCAUUCAAGUAUGUAUUAUUAAUCUUGAAACUUUCUAUGCCAACUAAAUAAGGAUUUGAGCUUGAGUCCGAGUUUGAGAAGGAUGCUGAAGACGGUUUUAUUGAAAAGUCACAUGACGUGACCAACAAUUUUAACACAGCUUGUCCAUUCAAGUAUGUAUUAUUAAGAAUUUCCAUUUGAUAUGAAAUUGAACAACAAUCACUCUUUCAUGGUUGUACAUGUAAAUGAGUUUUUUUUAUACUUAUGCUUGAGUUAACUUACUCAGAAUAUCCCAGAAAUACGACCUAUUUUCUCCAUAAGAUAAAGACAGAUUAAGAUACCAAAAUAUAAAAUCAUAAUGUAGUCUGUUAGAUACCAAUGCGAGUACACUCUAAGUAACUAAAGCAAAAACAAAAGUUUGUGUUGGCUAUAACUGUAAAUGGUUACCUGUCGGCCGUAAAGUUGUUCUACAAACAUAGAUCGUUGAUAAUGCAUCGCGAUUUUUCUAUAGGGUAGAUAGCUCUAAUGAAAUUUAAACAUAGAAGUACUCAUUUAUCUAUUUGUAAAGUGUUUGUGAUUCCAUGAGUUGUUCAGUCUCAUGUCAUCUGGUAUACGUGGAAUGGAUUUUACAAAAAGGUUAAUAAGUUUGGGGUGAGGUCGGUGCUGCAGUAACGAAAUACAUACAUGUUUACGUAUCUGUCGGGGAGUUUGGCUCUUCAACGCCGACAUCAAUUAAGUGUUUAUAUGCUGUACAAAAUGUCGCUUUAUGUAGCUUCUUAUUAUCUUUUGUUUAUUUUUCCGUGUAUAUUGCCUGUUUAAAAUGAGUUUCCCGGCGCGACAAAACACGGGGAUGUUAAUGUUCGGUAAUGGCCCUGAAUGUAUAGACCGUAUGGAAAGACUAUAGAGUCGGCGUCAACAGUAAACACUUUACAAUCAACACAAAUCCAAACAAAGCCAGUGGAGCGGAACUAAUGUGGUUACCAGAACAACAUGUUUGUGUUAUCUCUUACAAGUAGUGUGUGUACGGAAAGGCGCGUGUAAAACGUGUUAAUGGUGGAAAACAAAGAAGAUUCGGGAUUAUUACGUCCGAAUCCGGUAUAUCGUCUAGGAAAUAAAACCUAGAUGUCAUCCUUGAAAAUUAUAUCAGAAUCUUUAUUGAUCUGGACCCGAACGUUCACAAAAAGAUAGGAAAAUAUAUGAUGACAAAAAUGCUAAGACAUCGUUGUUAAUUAGGUUUUUGUCUACUAAAAUGUAUGUAGACAUACUCAUCUAUGAUUGAGAUCAACUUGAAGACAAUUGGUAAACUUAUAAUGAUAAGAUCUAUGGAGUUGGUACAGACUGGUGUCAUAAAUUGGCAAUUCAGAUAUUCAUUGUAUUUCAAAUGUUAAUAUUUACAAUAUACGGAGUUUAAAUAAACUACAUGUCGUACCAAUAUGUUUGAAAUGAAUUUUGUUGCAUACACAAUUACUAUACUGAUACAAGUUUAUCUAUACAUAAACAACCAUAAGUUUGUUUUAGAGCAGAAUGUCAGAAGUUAAGUUGAAUAAAACUUAAAAUAUCACACUAUAUUCUUAUUUGGAAUCUAAUAAUGUUUUAUUACAGUUGCGUAGGAAUGCAGGAAGCAAAUUCCUUACACAAAAUACCGCCAUUGUUUAUAAAACAAUCCGGAAACAAAUUCCAUUAUCACUGCUAUGUUAAAUGAUUUGCCAUCAGCCUACAAUUCAAACUAAAUAAGUCAUGAUAUAUAUCCCGACGAAAUGCUAUCGUAGUCUGCUUAUAUAUUUGGCCUCUGUGCUAUGUAAUUUUCUGUUUCAUUAUAAACGACCAUUUUAAGACUUAUUAUUUUUAGAUUUAGGUUAGAUUUUUAUACCAGGGUGCCAUUGUAUGCAUUUGUUGUGACAAGCAGUGUCUACGUGUGUGCUGUAGCAGCUUAAAAAAUACAGUUUUGUAGCCAUUGUUUAACAGGGAAGAAGUAACAUGUGCUUAGCUACAGGAUGUAACAAAACUCCCAUUUAUCAUUUCUGGUGAAAUAAUAUACAUAAAUGUUCAUUGUACACUAUUGACUGUUGUUAAGAUCAGGUGAUAUUCAUUGCAAUACUAAUGUAAAUAUUACUGAUAGGCUGGGCCAAUGGACAGGCGUGUUACAAUGCACUGAUGUCAUAGGAUAGAGCUCCAAUGGACAGGCGUGUUACAAUGCACUGAUGUCAUAGGAUAUAGCUCCAAUGGACAAGCGUGUUACAAUGCACUGAUGUCAUAGGAUAUAGCUCCAAUGGACAGGCGUGUUACAAUGCACUGAUGUCAUAGGAUAUAGCUCCAAUGGACAAGCGUGUUACAAUGCACUGAUGUCAUAGGAUAUAGCUCCAAUGGACAGGCGUGUUACAAUGCACUGAUGUCAUAGGAUAUAGCUCCAAUGGACAAGCGUGUUACAAUGCACUGAUGUCAUAGGAUGGAGCUCCAAUGGACAGGCGUGUUACAAUGCACUGAUGUCAUAGGAUAUAGCUCCAAUGGACAAGCGUGUUACAAUGCACUGAUGUCAUAGGAUAUAGCUCCAAUGGACAGGCGUGUUACAAUGCACUGAUGUCAUAGGAUAGAGCUCCAAUGGACAGGCGUGUUACAAUGCACUGAUGUCAUAGGAUAUAGCUCCAAUGGACAGGCGUGUUACAAUGCACUGAUGUCAUAGGAUAGAGCUCCAAUGGACGAGCGUGUUACAAUGCACUGAUGUCAUAGGAUAGAGCUCCAAUGGACGAGCGUGUUACAAUACACUGAUGUCAUAGGAUAGAGCUCCAAUGGACAAGCGUAUCACUGUUGCGAUGGUACAAAGCAUCACUGGACAAAAAUUUACUGUUGUGACACCUAUAAUACUUCAGGCAACAACACGCCGUUACACAUGAUUGCGUCAAGAUCAAAUAUGUUUAUUGAAAUCGUGUUAUUAGUGUAUUGUUAUUGUUCUGAUGAACACAACAAAACCAAUUCAAUAAUUGGUCAAUUCACUGUAUAAAGCUAUAAGAGUGUUAUAUUGAAACAAUGUUUACUAUUUUGUCACCUAUAAGGUGUGGUAAUAAAGCAUGCAAUAAAAGCAAAUAUACGUAAUUAAUGUUUCAAGCUCUGAAUGAUAUACUCAAAAUUAGUUACGAGUAGUUUGAUUGGCAUAGAGCAAAAAUUUGAACCAAACGGAUUACUUGUUACUGAUUUAAGUUGACGGAAGUGGGAUGACAUGUUCCUUGCCCGACAUUCAAUACUUGAGACGUAUAUUAUAAGAUAUUUGCAUUAAACUAAUUUAAUUGAGUAAUUAAAGGCCACGUUUAACUACAAUGCACAUGGAAGUAUAUAACAUGCAUACUACGCACUCUGUAAUCAAAUUACGCAAGACAUCUGUACAGGUAGACAAAUUAUGAAGUUAUAAAGAAUAAAAGUGAAUUGACCUUUAUUUUUAUAUAAUUAAAAACCAUAUCACUAUACUUAAUAUCAUAACAUUGUGUGUUGUCGUAGUUCACAUGGUGAAGAAACAUGUUUUUGUUUGGGCUUGUUUUAAUAGAACAGAGAAUUAUACCGGAGAGAUGCCAUACAUACUUGGAAACUAAAUAAGUUGAAUAAGUGUGAUUAUGACUUCCAUAACACUAUCGUAUAGAAGUACAUUGUAUUACACUACCAACGACUAAGAAAUGUAUAUCAUUGUAUAAUAUAACUGUACACUAUAUAUAACAUGUUUCACAACUCGUUUCAUUCUUUACAGGUGUAUAACUGGUACUAUUUAUGAUACCUGUGUCGCCAUUGUAAACACAACAUAUUAUAUUACUUACAUAUAUAUCAAAUAAUGCUACAAUGUCAUUUUUUCGUUAAAAUACAUGAAACAAACAGGUACAACUGCACUUCCGGCUGUUUUUACUACCGGUUAAUUAUAUGACCGGUUGUUAUUACUGCCGGUCGUCCAUCCUUCUGGUUGUGUAUAAUACCUUUUUCAGUACUAUCGGUUGUUAAUAAUACUGGUUGUUUGUACUUUCGGUUAUAUUACUAAAACUUCCAGUUGCUGGUUCAUCCAAGUAUUAACACUAUCGGGUGUUUAUAGAACUAUAAUAUUAUUGGUUGUUCAUAUUUCCAAAUAUAUAUACUUCCGGUUGUUGAUACUUCCGGUUGUUGAUAUUACCGACUGUUUAAGCACAGCGAUGUGAGAUGGACCGUGACCUGUUGUAUUGAUUUUUUUGGGGUUUUUUGUUUUUUUUUUUGUUUUGUUAUGUUAUCUUAUAUUUAGCUGGUUAAUGAGGGCGUAAAUAAAUAAGGGUAUAUUCUAAAUAGCCAUUACUAAGAUUUAAUUCACAAACGAUAACAAUUUACAGGUUUUAUGUCAAAGCCUGGAAAGUCCAGGCGUGUUUUCUGAUAUUAUUUCUAUGAUAAAUGUGCUGUAGUAUUUAGUUAUCAAGAAAAUAUCAAUGAAUUUUUGAUAUGAAGAGCACUUGUCUUUUAUUAAAUGCAAAUAUAAGCAAUGACAAAAAAAAAUUAAUAUCUUAUUUUAUACAUCGAAAUUCCAUUUUGAAUUAUCGAUUUACCUUAUUCAGUAUGUCAUUUACACAAUACUACGGUAGUAAGGAAUUUCGCUAACAAAAGCCUGUUGCAAAUUAAGAAUUUUAUAAUUAGGUCUUUAAUAAAUAAACGUUCUGCAGUAGUUAUACCAUAAACAAAGUAAAUUUUAGUUCUAUUUUGGUGAUGUAUGCCUGUGUAUAACUUGCUUACCACACAACUGUAUUUUAUAGACAGCACUGACAUAGAAUAUUACGUAAUGUUGCUUUGGUUACAGUAGAAAACACGAUGGCUAGUGUUGAAUGGUGAUUGUAUACAAUAGUUUGGGUUUCCGUGGCGGAAUCGGAAAAUGUAGAUACAUCCAUGAGACGCUGCUCACUGAAGACGUCCAAUCAGAGAGUUAUGGUCCUACGUCAUACCUGUUAUGAACACUGCAGGGUCGUGACAUUUUCCCGGGCGUCAACUGUCAGACUUGUUUGGUGGCAGAUGUAUUAUAAAAUACGUGUGCUUGCCAUCGUUAUUAGAUAAGCUACUAGAUUGCAUUUUAUUGUUAACAUGAUACUUUCGCCUUAAAACCUGGGUUCCUCUAUUUUGAUAUUUUUCCUCGUUACUCGCAUGUUUCCAUCUCAUUAUUUCUGUUUAAAAAUCUGUUUUCUUAAAUGUCUCGCACUUAAAACCUGCUGCGUGCCUUUUAUGAAGGCUGACAUCGUUUAGUGAAAGUAAUAAAAAAAAAAAAAAAAAAUUAAUUAUAAAAGACUUUAUUUCAGGCCGAUAACACUUUGAGUCAGAGAAAGAGAUGACCUGAGAACUACUAUCGAAGUCUGUGUACAAAAUCCAUCCAAAUUCACCUGGUAAAUAAAAUAUGCAGUGUUUUCAUCCAGUAUGCAGUUACCUGAUUACACGGCGACAACUUAGAUAGAAAGUGCUAUUAAAUGGUAGCAUGAAGCUGGAAAAAUCAAGUAAAAGAAACUUCAUUUCAAACAACAUAUAUCGAGGAAACAGAAUUUAUCUAUGGCAAAAAUGAUACACUUAAUAUUAUAAGUCAAAGCAUUGUUAAAUUAUUUUAAAGUUUUAUAAGUUCAGUCACUCUUUACUUUGUUGCAAAAACUGUAUUUCUGAUAUUUGUUUAAUUCGAGAUAUAAAAUUAGUGUGUGUUAUACAAGUAGUUCAUUUUAGUGUAGUGUGGGUUCUUAAGAGAGAGAAUGACUGAUUUGCCUGUAGUAUUGUGUUUUUAUUCAAAAAUGUGUGGAUUAAAUGUAUAUCUAGAUAAUAUUUAGUAAGUACGAGCAUACAUCCUAAGAAAUAUACAUUGCCCAGCAUUGCUUUGCUUAAGGUUGGCUUCCAUUUUAUUGUCAAUAUAAAUAUGUAGAAUUUAUUAAUUACUACAAAUAUAAAAUAUAAGCACAACAAUGCAUAUGUGUCAAUGUUUAAUAUAUAUAUAUCUACAUUUAACUCCAGUAUAUACAACAACCUUGGAAAAUAGUGUGAUGUUGACACUUAUCUCAUCUUGCAUAACUUGAGGCCAAUGCAAUAGAAGAAUUUUUCGAAGGCUUUAGGCUGUUAACUGCAUAUCAUUUGCAUUGAUGAAUACAACAUAAAACUUGCAAAUUGUAAGGAAAACUUGUUAGAAUAUUUGUUCCGGUGUUCUAGCAGCAAAGUCGAUCACAUAUAUAUGACAGGUAAAUCUAGAAAGAACAUCGAAGAAUGUGUCCAUGUAAAUAUUAUCUCUAGCCACAAGGAACGUCUGACAAUAAUCAGAUUAUACUAGUUUCACGGAAGUGGAAAAUAAUGUCUGCUCUCUUGUGUAAACAGUCGAGAAAAAGAGCUGGAGAAUAAUUUCUGGUUUCCCGGUAAACACUCUCGUAAACGAAGUAUUAUUUUGUUGUGUUAACAAUACAAAAAAAUGUCUGUCCUCUUGGUGCAACCAUCCGAAGAAGGAAUGGCGCAUUCUUGGCGUAGAAAAGGUAAAGAAUAAUUUCUGGUUUCUCGGUGAUAACUGUCGUAAACGAAGUAUUAGUUUGUUGUGUUAACAAUACAAAAAGUCUACUUCUCGGUGGAAAACAGCCGAGGAAAGUGUGUUGCAUUCUAGGUGUAAACAUUCGAACAAUAGGCUUCAUUUUCUCGAUGUAAACAACAAAACCACAUCUUGUACAUAACAAUUGUUUGUAAAUCAACCUAUGGACCGAGUUAUAUAAUAAAGGGUUUUAUAUCA
Pecten maximus is the source of this 9795-nucleotide messenger RNA. Its product is annotated as neuronal acetylcholine receptor subunit alpha-10-like. Gene Ontology annotation, cellular component: neuron projection; postsynaptic membrane; synapse. The coding region runs from base 471 to 1919 and encodes 482 amino acids. The record is from RefSeq and is a predicted model, not a curated record. NCBI's taxonomy places the organism in Eukaryota, Metazoa, Mollusca, Bivalvia, Pectinida, Pectinidae. The transcript is spliced from 9 exons. Gene Ontology annotation, molecular function: transmembrane signaling receptor activity; acetylcholine-gated monoatomic cation-selective channel activity. Gene Ontology annotation, biological process: nervous system process; monoatomic ion transmembrane transport; regulation of membrane potential.